ACACUCACGAUGCGACGCUGAACAUUCUUCGGAGUCGGCGUCACGAGCUGCUCGGUUUGUGAUCCACGCUUCCGGAGUUGAAUUCAUCGCCGCAAGAGUCGAAUCCUUGGGUUCAGGGCGUAGGAAAACACCAUGCCCAUCUGCUUGCUUCCACCCUUCGCAUCCCGCGCCGCGUCGCCCGCGUGCCAUGUUAGGCACAGCGCAUGGAGGAUCGACACCCGAAACGACGUAGCUCCAGUUCCUCUCGAGGUUCGCGGAAGGAUUGCGAUUGCGAGGAGUCCGAGAUAUGUCUGGAGACGGUUCGUAGUGCCCGUGGCAGGCGGGGAUCGCAGCGACAGGUCGGUGGUAGCGGACAAGCUUCAAAGUGAAGGACCUGCGGAUUGGGAGGAAUUUGGUGCCCAUGUGAGUGGAGAAUGGGACGGGUACAUGGCAGAGUUCAAUUUCAUGGGGGAGCCUCUUCAGCUGCCAAGUAACGUGGUACCUGAUGCCUUUCACGAUUGGGGUAGAGAGGUUCACGAUUGGCAAACGCAGUGCUCGACUCUGGCCCAUCCUGAGAAAGGCCAUUUUGCGUACAAGGACAUAAAGCUGGUCCCUACUGUGGGCUGUGAAGAAGAUGCUGUCACUGUCUAUGGCGUCGAGAAAUGUGAUGUACAACGAGACGCUUCCAUGCUUGCGUACCAUGGUAGUGGGUCGUACACAAUUACAUGGCGUGGCAACCGCGUCGAAAACGAAAGCUCACACGGCCCAGGUAAGGAGGUGAUCCGUGAGGGUGACGACCUGGAAGUGGAGCAAUGCCUUGUGCACGAGCAGAGCCGGACGCGAAUUCGAGUCUGCCAACAUCUACGAAUGCGUAGGCACAUUAGGGUGUUCCGUGAAGCUUGGGAAGGCCCUUUCCGUAAUGGUGAAUCGCUCGGUGGUUGUGCGGUUGGUACCGCAGGUUUUGCGACUGAAAAGCCUUUGCACGUCUCCUCCUUGUCAGGAUUUUGGCAUGCAAUGCUGUACUCUUCGAACAGUCUACAAAAUCAACUAGUCAAGCAACAGAUGUGUAAAACCGGUGGAUUAAGUUUUUCAGGCGAAGAAAUUUUUGAAAGGACUUUAGCCGAUUCCUUCCUUUUCCUUUGUCUUCCCAAAGAUAUGUGGACCUUGUUGACAAGAACCGAUUCUGGGGGUACUCUUGUCGAAACUGGCUGGCUUGUAAAUCCUGAUCAAUGUAUAGUUUCUAGAUGCGAGUUCGAAGAGUCCGGAAUUCUUAAGGGAGUUUGUCUGAGACAUGAGAAGCGGCUCUCUGCUGAAGAAGCAACCCGCAGAGGUGGGAGCUUACGUACUAGCGACUGGCAGGACAUUGAGGAAUGUAUUGAUGAAGAGUGACACGUUUGUUGACAUUUCAUUACCGACACGCAUAGUCAUGUUAAUAUUAGUAAAUUGAUCUCUAACCGACUGAGAGGUUUGGCUCAAUGUCGAUGUGAUAUAAUAUGAUACGUAGCUUCUAAGGAUUUUGAGUUUUGUUCUGAAAAUGAACUUUGCAAUUCAUUUCCAGAACACAACUUACGAGACAAUCAAGUUGAUGUUAAGCCAGUCUCAAGCUUUUCGAAAAUUGUCAGCAAAAACUUCUUUGAGCUUCAGAAAUUUGAAUGACGUACUGUGUAAAGAGCAGGGUUAUUCUUACUAAUCUAGCUACUUCUGACACUUUCAGGUACUCAUUCCUAAUCCUGCAAAAUCCGUUGGCAUAAUUAAAUUGAAUUACAAGUC
This is a messenger RNA of Physcomitrium patens, 1749 nucleotides long. Lineage: Eukaryota; Viridiplantae; Streptophyta; Bryopsida; Funariales; Funariaceae. The record is from RefSeq and is a predicted model, not a curated record.